Cyprinus carpio (common carp) is the source of this 1185-nucleotide messenger RNA. RefSeq names its product mediator of RNA polymerase II transcription subunit 6. Lineage: Eukaryota; Metazoa; Chordata; Actinopteri; Cypriniformes; Cyprinidae. The record is from RefSeq and is a predicted model, not a curated record. Gene Ontology annotation, molecular function: transcription coactivator activity. Gene Ontology annotation, cellular component: core mediator complex; mediator complex. Gene Ontology annotation, biological process: regulation of transcription by RNA polymerase II.
UUUUAAGGGUUUCUUUUGACUACUUCACGGAGUAAGUAAAAGGGAAGCGUCAUAAAGCGGCGACAGUAAUUGUGUCAUCAGCCUGCGUCAGAGUGCGAGGAUGGCGUCGGUGGAUUUAAGAGAUAAUUUGCUGGGCAUCUCGUGGGUGGACAGUGGCUGGGUGCCCAUCCUGAACCCAAGCAAUGUACUGGAGUAUUUCUCCGAGAGGAGCAACCCCUUCUAUGAUCGCACCUGCAACAACGAGGUGGUCAAAAUGCAGAGGUUAACCUUGGAUCAUCUCAAUCAGAUGGUGGGUGUGGAAUAUAUUUUGCUUCACGCUCAGGAGCCGAUUCUGUACAUCAUCAGAAAACAGCAGAGACAGUCACCAACACAAGUGAUCCCUCUUGCUGACUACUAUAUCAUAGCUGGAGUGGUGUAUCAAGCGCCUGACCUGGGAUCAGUCAUCAGUUCCAGAGUGCUCUCAGCAGUUCAUGGGAUUCAGUCUGCGUUUGAUGAGGCGAUGUCUUUCUGCAGGUACCACCCAUCCAAAGGGUACUGGUGGCACUUUAAAGACCAGGAGGAGAGAGAAAGGGUAAAGCCUAAAUCUAAGCGGAAAGAGGAGCCGAGUUCUUUGUUCCAAAGGCAGAGAGUUGACACACUGCUACUGGAUCUGCGCAAUAAAUUUCCCCCAACUUUCUAUCAGCCCAAACCAGGAGAGAAGCCUGUCCCAGGUAUGCAAAUACUUGACUCCGUCUCAUCUGAUCACAUGCUACAGAUGAAAAUUAGUCAGAUUUGCUGUAGAUGUGGAGGUAAAGAAAGAACCAGAAGUGCCGGUUGAGAUAGUGAAGCCUCCAGAAGAGCGAGACACGAAACCUCCAGCCCCUCCUGGCCCUCCUCGGCCAGCUCCACAGACUACACCCAACAAACCACCUCCUGAGAAGCGUGCACGCCUGCAGUGACACACAUGCUGGUCAGCCACAAACAUCUUUGAUGUUGCAGGACUUCUGUGGAUAUUUCUCUGCACCAGCAAACCAAGGGUGGACUGUUAUGGUUAUUGUAUAUAAAUGCAGUGUCUUCAUAAUUUAAUAGUUUUUGUGAUAAGGGAACUGAAAUGUGUCUGUAUGUCAUUUUCUAUAUUUCAGUGUUGCUGAGUUGUAGUAUUAUGCCAUUCCAUCACUCACAGUAAAAAUACACAGUUUAUCAAAA